This is a messenger RNA of Alternaria arborescens, 453 nucleotides long. RefSeq lists its product as hypothetical. The transcript has a single exon. The record is from RefSeq and is a predicted model, not a curated record. The coding region runs from base 1 to 453 and encodes 150 amino acids. NCBI's taxonomy places the organism in Eukaryota, Fungi, Ascomycota, Dothideomycetes, Pleosporales, Pleosporaceae.
AUGCCUGCUAUCGCCCACCUCCAAGCACGCUUCUUGGAAGACUCCAGUGGUAGUGGUGGAAUCUCGGGAACAGCCAUCGCCCUCAUCGUGUGUCUUGGAAUUGUACCGUGCAUUGUCUUGAUCUGGGCUGUUUGCUAUCUCUUCUGGGCCUACCCAUACGACCGCAACUGCUGCUGCAUCAAGCGAAAGCGCCGCCCAGAACCACAAAGUGUAUCGAACCAAGCGCCGAUGAGCGAAGAGACACUAUACGAAAAGCCCGGUGUCGCACCACCACAACGACCAUUUUCUGGCCAGUAUAGGACCGACACAGGAAGCUCAAGCAACAGUGGACGUCUACAGAAGCAGCAAAGGCCUGGUAGCGGAGUCGACCCCCGGAACACGCGUAUGAGUUUGAACAGCGUCGUCAGUGCCAACACUAUCACUUAUGCUCAAGAGCCCAAGCCAUUUGUGUGA